Archocentrus centrarchus (flier cichlid) is the source of this 804-nucleotide messenger RNA. It is a transcript of the gene fam78bb, whose product is annotated as family with sequence similarity 78 member Bb. NCBI's taxonomy places the organism in Eukaryota, Metazoa, Chordata, Actinopteri, Cichliformes, Cichlidae. The record is from RefSeq and is a predicted model, not a curated record. The transcript is spliced from 2 exons. Bases 16 to 804 code for a protein of 262 amino acids.
UUCACCUGCACAGCCAUGGGCUGCAUCCAGAGCAUAGCCUGUAACAAGUCACGCAUCAAACGAGAGAGUAUCGUGGUGUACGACUUGUCCGCCACCAUAGACCACUGCCCCACUGUCAUUGAGGAGAACUCGCCUAUAGUGCUUCGAUACAAGACGCCGUAUUUCAAAGCCUCUGCGCGGAUUGUGAUGCCUCCCAUUCCGCGCAAUGAGACAUGGGUGGUGGGCUGGAUCCAGGCAUGCACCCAUAUGGAAUUUUACAACACCUACGGAGACGUCGGCAUGUCAAGCUGGGAGCUGCCUCAGCUACGUGAAGGCCUGGUGAGGGCCAUCAGUGACUCGGAUGGAGUGAGCUACCCUUGGUAUGGAAACACAACAGAGACUGUCACUAUAGUCGGCCCCACUUCCAAACCGUCCCGCUUCAUCGUCAGCAUGAAUGACAAUUUUUACCCCAGUGUUACCUGGGCUGUGCCAGUCAGUGAAUCUAACACGCCCUUACUGACUAACAUCAAAAGGGACCAGAGUUUCACCACCUGGCUGGUGGCACUCAACACCACAUCCAGGGAAAAGAUAUUGCUCCACACCAUCAAGUGGAGGAUGAGGGUUGAUAUCGCAGUGGAUCCAUCCCUGCCUCUGGGUUCCAGGGCCAGACUGGUGGGCCGGGUGCACCAGGACCAGCCGCGGGUGCUGACCCGAAUGGAGCCCAUCCCUCCUAACGCCAUGGGGAGACCCAAUGCCAAUGAUGCCCAAGUUUUGAUGUGGAGGCCGAGAAGAGGCCCUCCAGUUGUUGUCAUACCACCCAAAUAG